AUGGCACCUUUUAAUUUUAAGAAAAAACUGGGAAGUAAAGAGAAAAAGUCACCAAGUUCCAGUUCGACGUCACCCUCUCUGACAUCAAACGCACCCAAAGACACAAAUGGCAGUCCUUUUCAAACUUACCUGGAAAAGCAACAACAACAGCAGCAGCAACCACAUAAACAUCUCAAUCAAAUGGCUGUUCCAAGGCAGCCUGAGCCGGAAAUAGAACGUAGGGAGCGUAUUCAACACCAACAGUAUCAACAUCAACAGCAGAAUCAGUAUCCAUCGACCCGUGUAUAUCCUACUCCACCACCUGCUCAACAACGCAAUGUCUCAGGAGCGUCUACCAAUCUCGCUCAAAAUCGUCGAGAAUAUACCCCCUGGAAUAGAAUAAAGCUUCAAAACUCACCCUUUCCACGUUAUAGACACGUUGCAUCCUCAUACAUAUCUGAUGAUAACCGAGUAUAUGUUAUGGGGGGUCUUCACGAUGAGUCAGUUUAUGGUGAUACAUGGAUUAUUACUGCAAAUGAAAAUGGUACGGCUUUUACAACAAAGACGGUAGAUAUCAGUGACUCGACACCACCGCCUAGAGUUGGUCAUGCUGCUACACUUUGUGGAAACGCAUUCGUGCUUUUUGGAGGUGACACACACAAAGUCAAUAGCGAGGGGCUGAUGGACGAUGACAUCUACCUAUUUAAUAUCAACUCUUACAAAUGGACAAUACCAAAUCCUAUAGGACCUCGUCCUUUAGGACGCUAUGGCCAUAAAAUAUCCAUAAUUGCCACAAAUCAAAUGAAAACAAAGCUAUAUCUUUUUGGUGGACAGUUUGACGAUGCGUAUUUCAAUGACUUGGCAGUUUACGACUUGUCAUCAUUCAGAAGACCUGAUUCUCAUUGGGACUUUUUAAAGCCGAGGACUUUCGUACCUCCACCAUUAACAAACCAUACCAUGGUUUCUUACGAGAAUAAACUAUGGGUAUUUGGUGGGGAUACUUUACAGGGAUUGAUAGAUCAAGUUUUCAUGUACGAUACAGCCACCAAUGACUGGUCUCUAGUUGAAACCACAGGUACAAAACCACCCCCUUUACAGGAACAUGCCGCACUCAUAUACAAGGACCUCAUGUGCGUGGUGGGUGGUAAAGACGAUCAAGAUGUCUACAUGAACCAUGUUUUUUUCCUUAACUUGAAAUCUUUGAAAUGGUUUAAGUUUCCAACUUUUAAGGCUGGUAUACCUCAAGGUAGAUCUGGACAUUCAGUCAGUCUCCUUCGGAAUGAUCAAUUAUUGAUAAUGGGUGGAGACAAAUUUGAUUAUGCUCGUGAAGCUGAGUACGAUCUAAGCACUUCUGAUACUGAUUUAGGCAAGGGCACUAUCCUAUAUACUCUGGACUUGUCUCGUCUAGAAGAUGUGUGUCCUAAAAUAUUUGAAACAACGGAACCUGUUACCAGUUUCAAUCCAACAACUCCCCCAACUAAUAAUUCAGGUGCUCAAAUGAGUAAUGUCAAGCAACCUGAACCCAUCUUAACACCAUAUUCAAAUGAGGCUUUGCGUACUCCAAUAAUCUCAAAAGAUGUGGCAACUAAUAUCGAAACACCUCAAAAUCACUCAACAGAAUCAAGCAAAACCAUCGAAGAAAUUAGAAGGCCAAGUGACAUCCAGAGAGCUGAUUCGGUAGUCACCCCUAAAGCGGAAAAUGUGAAGAAACCUGUGUCGCCAGUACCUGCUUUGGUUAUGGAAAAGAUUGAAUCUGUCUUGGAGACACCCCGAGUAGUAUCUCUGAGCUCUGAAAAUAAUCAUAGUGGACUAGAAAAUACCAAUACUGAGGAGGAGGAAGAGGAAGAAGUUGGCAGUGCGACUGUUGCAAGAUCACCUGUCAAAGGUGAUGUUAAAUACGAUUCACCAAAUUUGCAUACCACACAAAACUUUCUUCAUGACUCGGAAGAGCUUGUUAGAAUAGUAAAGCCUUCCCAUUCGGAUACGACUUUUUUUGAUGCAUCUCAGACAGAAAAAACAAAUGAUUCAAAAGAUACAGUGAAUGCUGAUAUUGUGAAACAGUUAAGAUCAGAACUAGAAAAUCUGAAACUUGAAACAGAAAAAACAGCUGCUGAGGCAGGACAAUACAUCAGAACAUUAGAGGAAAAGGUUGAGAGAUUAACUUCUGGCUUACCAAGUGAUCCACAUGAUGCAGAUGUACUGAAGCUACAAACUCGUAUCCAUGAUAUGACUUCAGAAUAUACAAAGUUGACAGGUCGCAUAUUUGAGCUUGAAUCAUUAGUCAAUGCAAAAUUUUUAGACGCUGACGCUCUGAACCAAAUUAUUAAAGAUCAAAGCUCAAAGCUUGAAGAGCUUGAAGGUGAUAUAUCACUGCGAGACGAGUUCGAAGAACUGAAAGGAAAAAAUGAAGCAGCCUCAAAGGAAAACGAAAUAUUAAAAGCAAGGCUUGAAGAAAUGAAGGCUGGUUUUAAAAGCGACGUAUCGAACUGUUCAAAACAGCUAGAUGUUUUAAUAUCUAGAUGGAAAAUAGAUUCGGCUAGAAACAUGGACCAUCAUGACGAAGAAACAAACACGCAUGAGAAAGGUUCAACAAUACUUCCUUUUGGUAAUGAUUUUACCCACCAAAAGGCAUUAAAAUCAGUUCAAGAAACUCUAGAUAAGACUCUAGAAGAUUUCAAAGAGUUACGGGAAUCCAAUCUGAAGUUAGGCUCUAAGCACGAAAAUUUGAAGAAAAGUUAUGAUGUGUUAGCAAAAGAAUACCAGGAGAAAAAAGAGGAACUAGAAAACAACUACAACGAAACGGUAAAUUCUUCGACAAAUAGCACAAAGGCACUUGAGAUGUCACAAAUGGAGCUAGAAAAAUACCAAAAGGAGAACAAAAAAUUGCGGGAAGAAUUGGAAGAACUAAGGUAUACUCAGGAUUUAUCAAAUGGUGACGUCUCAAUAAGCUCAGCUAAUGGAAAUAUGAGCAACAGCUCCACCAACCUCACUGGAGGACAACCUGACCUCAACUUGAAAUUCAACCGUUUCAAUAUGAAAAUCAAUGAUCUCAAGGCCGAGCUCUACAUAAUGCGCCAAGAGAGAGAUAACCUGAAGAAGGAGGUGUUAGACCUGAAGAAAAAACAGUUCCUACACGAAGAAUGA
Messenger RNA from Zygotorulaspora mrakii, 3123 nucleotides. RefSeq names its product Kel2p (gene KEL2). Gene Ontology annotation, biological process: regulation of cell shape. The coding region runs from base 1 to 3123 and encodes 1040 amino acids. Gene Ontology annotation, molecular function: protein binding. The record is from RefSeq and is a predicted model, not a curated record. The transcript has a single exon. Lineage: Eukaryota; Fungi; Ascomycota; Saccharomycetes; Saccharomycetales; Saccharomycetaceae.